AUGUCGGUCCAAGGAAGCUCAUCAGAUGUUGGCAGCAAACCAGAAGGCCCAAACCGGACGUCAUUCGCUCAAUUGGAUCCACCCAUCAACCCCGCUCUGCUAUCGGCCCUCUCCAGUUUAUCACUUUGUUAUCCAACACAAGUCCAAAAAGAAUUCAUACCACUUGCCCUCAACGGCAAAGACAUCUUGGCUCGCUCUAGCACCGGUUCGGGUAAAACGCUGGCAUAUGCGAUCCCUAUAAUUCAAAGCAUACUGGAAAAUAAAUUCAAGCGACGGACUUCCACCACAACUGCGCCUACGACACUUACAACGGCUAUCAUCUUGGUACCUACCCGCGAGCUCAGCGCACAAGUCACUCUGGCCAUAUCUAGUCUUUGUAAAGGUUUAGGAAACGAGAAUGCUAUUGAAAUCAUCAACCUAGCUAGCUCAGAUCCAAAGCGGUCGAAACGGAAGCACGUCCAAGCUGAUCAAUCAUACACAAGCAAUCCACCCGACAUUAUAGUCUCAACUCCGGCUAGAUUAUUGGACAGACUUCGUACGACAUCAACCGACAUUUCCGGGCUUUCGUUCCUGGUCCUGGAUGAAGCCGACCUCAUCCUUUCCUACGGUCACUCUUUUGACGAUAUCAAAGCGAUUUUAACAGGCAGUGGAAGUAAUGGGACUCAUUCGUGGAGGUUUCCUACUUUCUUCCAAAGCUUUCUCAUGUCUGCAACUAUGACCAGUGAAGUGGCCGAAUUGAAGAGUCUGGUCCUACGGAACCCGGAAAUCCUUUACGUCAAAGAAUCGAUCAAUGAGCUAUCCAAUUUAACCCAAUUUUCAAUCAAAGUUCCGAACGAACAAGACAAAUUCUUGUUGAUCUAUGUGAUCUUCCGCUUGAAAUUAAUUAAGGGCAAAGGAUUGGUCUUCGUUAAUUCCACCGACAAGUCUUAUCAACUCAAGUUGUUCUUGGAAAAAUUUGGGAUCCGCUCGGGCGUCCUGAAUUCUGAGCUUCCUUUCAACUCGCGGUACCAUGCUGUAGAGGAGUUCAAUAAAGGCAUCUUCGACUACCUGAUUGCAACAGACGAGAGCGAAAACAACCUUCCUGUCGAGAAGAAAUCUGCACCCCCUCCAGCCGACCCAAAUCUGAUUUCUACUCAACCACCAGUGGCCGUCGAAUCAACAGAGGAUGCUGUAGUCAACCCGAAAAAAAGAAAACAAAGAGAAGAAAGCAACAGCAAGUCCCAAGACAAACCAACUGAUUAUGGCGUUUCGCGGGGAAUUGAUUUUGUGAAUGUCGCAUGCGUUAUCAACUUCGACUUGCCCCUUUCGACACAAAGUUAUACGCAUAGAAUUGGGCGUACCGCUCGAGCAGGAAGAACAGGGAUCGGUUUAUCGUUUGUGCUUUCGACAGCAAGGAUGGAACCCAGUUCAAACAAGACAAAUAAAAAUCUUCAAGAGACUUGCGCCAGGGAGACUGAAAUGUGGAGGAAGAUCGAAACUGAGCAGAUCGCAAGAGGAUCGAUCCCUAAAGAAUAUAAAUUUGAUAUGACUCAGGUCGAAGGCUUUCGGUAUCGAAUGGAGGAUGGCUUGCGGGCAGUCACCAAGGCCGCUAUUCGAGAAGCCCGGAUUAAGGAGAUAAAAAACGAGAUACUGAAUUCAACCAAAUUGAAGUCUCACUUUGAGGAGAACCCAAACGACUUGAUGUUCCUUAAACACGACAAGCCUUUACACCCGACAAGGAUUCAACCCCACAUGAAGCAUGUGCCCUCAUACUUGAUUCCCAAGAUCUCCAACCUUCCCAUUCGUCAACAGGAACAAACACAGGACCCCAAUCAAGGCCCUUCUGAUCCCAAUCCUGCACCAAACCAACCGAUCUUAAAAACUUCGUUUCAUAAUCGGGCUCGUCAAGGUUCCAAUGGUCGAGGCCGAGGAGGUGCCCGUGGCGGGCGCGGUGGUGGAAGAGGUGGCAAAAGGAAAAACCCCCUCAAAAGCUUCACAUCCACUUGA
This is a messenger RNA of Puccinia triticina, 1986 nucleotides long. RefSeq lists its product as uncharacterized. Gene Ontology annotation, molecular function: nucleic acid binding; ATP binding. Gene Ontology annotation, cellular component: nucleolus. The transcript has 4 exons. The record is from RefSeq and is a predicted model, not a curated record. Bases 1 to 1986 code for a protein of 661 amino acids. NCBI's taxonomy places the organism in Eukaryota, Fungi, Basidiomycota, Pucciniomycetes, Pucciniales, Pucciniaceae.